CUAAAAAGAUCUGGUACUUCCGGUUAAAGUCCAACUAAACACUCUCUCUGUUUUUGAGCUGUAGAAGAAUUUCAUGACAUUUUGCUGAGGGAAAGAAGGAGACCCACCUCUCUUUCUCUCUCCAAAGGACUUUAUUUUCUCUCUCCUCCUUUCUUGCUUGUUGCUCCACAACAUUAAGACAGACCAGAAGGCAGCUGUCAUGUUGAUAGCCUCUUCUACUGGCGUCUGCAGUUAUAGGUUGAACUCAACAGCCGGAUUGUGGAAGCACUCACCAGUCACCAUGUUUCGUCUCUGGAAUCACGGUCAGGAGAAUGAUAAGCCGCAGGCCGAGGAUAAGGUUAAUGAGCUCAAGGCUGCUCUUGGACCACUAUCAGACCGUGACUUAAAGUAUUGCACUGAUGCAUGCUUGAAGAGGUAUUUGGAUGCCCGGAACUGGAAUGUGGAUAAAUCAAAGAAAAUGUUGGAAGAGACACUGAAGUGGAGAUCAACCUAUACACCUGAGGAAAUCCGUUGGCAUGAAGUUGCGGUAGAAGGUGAGACUGGAAAAUUAUUUAGAGCAAAUUUUCAUGACCGCCAUGGAAGGACUGUUCUGUUAAUGAGACCAGGAAUGCAGAAUACAACAUCAAUAGACAAUCAGAUGCGACAUCUAGUGUAUCUCAUGGAGAAUGCCAUCCUUAAUCUUCCAGAAGGUCAAGAACAAAUGGCAUGGUUGAUAGAUUUCACCGGAUGGUCUCUAAGCACCAGUGUGCCUAUCAAAUCUGCUCGAGAAACUAUAAAUAUUCUGCAGAACCACUACCCUGAGAGGCUAGCUGUAGCAUUUCUCUACAGUCCACCAAGAAUAUUUGAAGCAUUCUGGAAGAUUGUUAAAUAUUUCUUGGAUACCAAAACAUUCGAGAAGGUGAAAUUUGUGUACCCAAUGAACAAAGAUAGUGUUGAACUAAUGAGGUCAUAUUUUGAUGUGGAUAAUCUUCCAACUGAGUUUGGUGGAAAGGCCUCGCUAGAGUAUGACCAUGAGGAGUUUUCAAAGUUGAUGACCAAAGAUGAUGAGAAAACUGCAACAUUCUGGGGUUUCAGUGAUGAUAAGCACAGACACGUUAAUGGUGGCUACUCUGGAGCAGAGGUGGUUCCCGAGCCUACACCCCUUGCACCGCCAGCCAGCUAAACCUGACGCUGUAGAAGUGUAACGAGUUCAAAGUACUCGUGUUACUCAAAACUAACAAGUAACUGCGGGCACAAGUUUUCACUGAUGAAAACAGAUAAUUAAGCUGACUUUAUAAUUUCUUCCAUUAGUACCUUCUUAUUUUACUCUUUUUUUUUUGGGUUACUUAAUGACGAUACAUUGCAAUGGUAGUUUAAACUCAUGUAUUAAAUAGAUGAUGGAUCUGUUAUCUGUGUUUGUGUGUGUACACAAUGAUCAGAUUGGAGAUCGGAUAGUAAGAUGUCCACUAUAUUUAUCUGAAGAACAUAGUGUGUUUGUGCAUGUGUGCACUGAGAGCUGCCUGGUGAUCCCUAGGAUGCAGCACGUCUAGUUGUUAACUACUAGUUGGCAAGGGUUUAGAGGAAUGUGGUUAAAGGGUUUCGGUGAUCAGGUGAUUUGGUUGGCCAGGCUCAACAAAAAUUUUGUAUCCUUGCCAUGAUUGGAAGGAAUCUUUGAACCAAUUGUUUUUUCUGCCAUGAUUGGAAGGAAUCUUUGAACCAAUUAUUUUU
Molecule: messenger RNA, 1707 nt
Organism: Camellia sinensis
Lineage: Eukaryota; Viridiplantae; Streptophyta; Magnoliopsida; Ericales; Theaceae
Source: RefSeq, a predicted model, not a curated record